This is a messenger RNA of Cicer arietinum (chickpea), 1130 nucleotides long. RefSeq lists its product as uncharacterized. NCBI's taxonomy places the organism in Eukaryota, Viridiplantae, Streptophyta, Magnoliopsida, Fabales, Fabaceae. Gene Ontology annotation, molecular function: enzyme inhibitor activity. The record is from RefSeq and is a predicted model, not a curated record.
GAGUUAAUUGCAUAUCUGGUUUUUCCUUGUGUCGUUGUCUCUGCUCUUAGAAUAUAUUCUAAAGAGAAGAGACAAUGGAUUCUAAAUUCAAUAAAAGCCUUCUAGUAAUCCUAUCCCUCUUUUCUCUUCUUUUAUCUUCCAAUGCCGUCCCUUCAACCCGCCUUUUUGACUUCAUUUCCUCAAGUGCCUAUGCCCCAGCACCAAGUCCUGUUAAUGACUUCAUUUCCACAAGUAUUUCGGCCGAAACACCAAACUCUGGUGGCGACCUGCUAGAAACUUUCACUUCUCAAGCAGUCAAGAAAACACCAGAGACAAAGUUUGGUGGUGCCAACUUGCUAGGCACCUUCAACCCUUUGUCAGCUGAAGCUGCCAAACAAGUCGAUCCUGAGAUCGUUAAACUAUGCAUUGACGGAGAGAAUCCAGCUCUUUGUGCCGAAACCAUUUCAAAAUUAUUGGAUGGUCCUUUUGACCCUCUCAAGGCACUUGAGAUUGAGGUUGGUGCCACCCACGACCAAGCCAAGGCUGUCGAAAGUACCAUUACCAAGUUGCUUAAGGAUCCUAGCACUGAUAAAAAAGCCAUUGAUGCCCUUGACAUAUGCAAAUCACAAUAUGGUAAUAUGUUGGAUGCAAUCAAGGAAUCAGUGAAGUUACUUGAGGAACAAAAUGUUGUGGAUGCUUAUUACAAGUUCAAUGCUGUUAUAUCAUACCGAUCUGCAUGUGAGGAUGCUUUUGUGGAGUCUCCUGGUGUUGAAAUGCCAUUUUCUCAAGAUUCACAAGCUCUAUUUGAUUUGGGUGGUAAUUGUUUGGGCAUCAUGAACGCCUUAGUUAAUAACAUCAAACUUUAAAUUUAUUUAGUGCAUGAAAUACAUGGGAGAAGGAGGUGGUGACUAGUAAGGUUGUACUCUUUUCAUAUGGUUAUACAUUCAUGGUUUUAUAUACUAUAAAAUCAACCACAUAUUAUUUGAUAUCAAAUAUACAUGUCUAUUGUGAAUCCAAUGUCAAGGAUCUUAAAUAGGGCAGAGUAUAUAUGUUUUGUAAAAAUGGGUAACAUAUUCCCAUUAGAUACUAGUGUAACGUGUAAGUUGCACGUUUGUAUUAAAUCAAUAUCAACAUAAUCAUUUGUCGAAAAA